This is a messenger RNA of Solanum verrucosum, 1088 nucleotides long. RefSeq lists its product as uncharacterized. Gene Ontology annotation, biological process: vesicle-mediated transport; intracellular protein transport. The record is from RefSeq and is a predicted model, not a curated record. The transcript has 7 exons. Gene Ontology annotation, cellular component: cytoplasm. The coding region runs from base 151 to 732 and encodes 193 amino acids. Gene Ontology annotation, molecular function: GTP binding; GTPase activity. NCBI's taxonomy places the organism in Eukaryota, Viridiplantae, Streptophyta, Magnoliopsida, Solanales, Solanaceae.
AGAGGCAGAGAGAUCGCCAGCAAAAACAAGGCUAGCUUCUGUUGAAGCUUGUGUAAGUUUCGUCUCAAAUCGAUCAUCAAAACAUAGUAUUCCUCUGUGGUUGAAUUGAAGCUUUACUCUCCAGUUUCUUCUGAUUCACGGAGAGGCAAAAUGGGGCAAGCCUUUCGCAAGCUGUUCGAUACUUUCUUCGGCAAUUCUGAGAUGAGGGUUGUAAUGCUUGGGCUAGAUGCGGCUGGAAAAACAACUAUAUUAUACAAACUGCACAUAGGAGAAGUUCUAUCAACAGUCCCUACCAUCGGAUUCAAUGUGGAAAAAGUGCAGUACAAAAAUGUAAUUUUUACAGUGUGGGAUGUUGGUGGACAAGAAAAAUUAAGGCCACUGUGGAGGCAUUACUUCAAUAACACAGAUGGACUGAUUUAUGUCGUCGACUCUUUGGAUCGAGAAAGGAUUGGAAAGGCAAAACUAGAAUUUCAGGCCAUCAUCAGAGAUCCAUUUAUGCUUAAUGCAAUCAUCUUGGUUUUUGCUAACAAACAAGACAUGAAAGGAGCAAUGACACCAAUGGAAGUGUGUGAAGGCCUUGGUCUCUAUGAGCUUAAAAACCGAAAAUGGCAUAUACAAGGUACAUGUGCUCUUAGAGGGGAUGGCCUAUACGAGGGAUUGGACUGGUUAGCCAGCACUUUAAAAGAACACAAGGCUGCCGGAUUCUCUUCCAUAGGCCCUUCAUCCUUCUGAGUGAUCAGGCUUACUAAAGAACUUGAACCUCUUUUUCGAGGGGCAUCACUGAACAUCCGGCUAUUUAUAAAUUGGAGGAUCAUGAUCUCGCGAUGACAGUGUUUACCCUUCUCUUCUUAGAUCUGUGUUUUUAAUGCUAGUGGAGCAGAUAAGGCACUUGUUUCCUUGAUCUAGUGUGAUUCUUGGUCUUUGAUUCUGUUGUAUAUUUGAAACCUGGGCCUUGCAGAUUAUGUUAACCAGACACUAUGAAUGCUUCUGUUGAUACCGACUGCAGUAUACUUCCAUGUGAAUAUGGUGACUAAUCAUCUAGUCUACAGAUGCCCAACACAAGAUUUUUUGUCUCCAUCUUUCAUUGU